GAAUGAUCGUCGAAAAUCAAAGGUGUUUUGGAAAGGAAAUUGUAAAUUCAUCUCUCUAUCAAUCAAUGGAAACAGGAGUGAUAGUUGAAAAAGCAAAAAAACCUUUUUCCAUCAUUCCAAGAGUAUUUGCUAUCAGUUUGGACGAGAAAGAAAAUAAAAUCUUUAGAAGGGAAUCCGAAAGAAUUCAAAUAGAGUUAGAGAAUGAGAAGCCAAAAGAGACGAAAAUCCCCCAAAAUGUACAUUUGUACACGGAUGAGAUUUUCCAACAUUUAUUAAUCGAAGAGGUAUAUAAUUAAUCGCUAAUUUAUUAGAAUAAAUAUUAAAUAGAUUAAUACAUGACUCCUGAGACGUAGCCAAAUAUAAAUAUGAAAAUGAGAGCAAUUCUUGUGGAUUGGCUUAUUGAUGUGCAUGCUAAAUUUAAGUUGAGAGAUGAAACAUUAUAUCUUACCAUCUCUCUAAUAGAUAGAUAUUUGGCAAAGGAAUAAGUCACAAGAUUGCGUUUACAAUUAGUAGGUGUAGCCGCUCUCUUCAUAGCAUGUAAAUACGAAGAAAUAUAUCCCCCUGCAUUAAAAGAUUUUGUGUAUAUUACUGACAAUGCUUAUGUUAAGAGUGAUGUCCUGGAAAUGGAAGGCUUAAUAUUGCAGGCUCUGAAUUUCAACAUCUGCAAUCCAACUGCUUAUUAAUUUCUAUCAAGAUAUUCGAAUGAACUAGAUCCCAAAAAUAAGGCCUUAGCUUAAUACAUAUUAGAAUUGGCUUUGGUUGAAUACAAGUUUAUAGCUUAUAAACCAUCCUAAAUCACCUAAGCUGCCAUAUUUUUGGUCAAUAAAAUAAGGUAUCAUCUAUGUCUAUCUAUAAUUAGAACUCCCAAUUAUAAAACUUAAAAUGAGGCUUUGUUAAAACCUUGUGCUAAGGAAUUGUGUCAACUCUUGUAGGCUGCAGAACAGAAUUCAUUGUAAGCAGCAAGAAGAAAGUUCAAUACAAUCAAGUUUUAUGAAGUUUCAAGGAUUAAGGUAGAAGUAAUUAGCAAAUGA
Molecule: messenger RNA, 1031 nt
Organism: Paramecium octaurelia
Lineage: Eukaryota; Ciliophora; Oligohymenophorea; Peniculida; Parameciidae
Source: the annotation of a GenBank genome assembly